Molecule: messenger RNA, 3225 nt
Organism: Pseudogymnoascus destructans
Lineage: Eukaryota; Fungi; Ascomycota; Leotiomycetes; Thelebolales; Thelebolaceae
Exons: 2
Coding region: 309-1997 (562 amino acids)
Source: RefSeq, a predicted model, not a curated record
UCCCUGCUUCCGGGCCGAGGAUUCAACAUUACAUAUUACCAGUGCCUCUGGGCCUCCAUAUAAACAAUCUGAUAACAUCGACGAUCUCCUCCCGAAUCAGGGUAAAUCAUUUGUCGCACAAGCCACCGAAACGUCAUAUCCGCUUCCGCCAAGACCCAUACCGAGGCUGCCCUCUUCUAUGAAUAUAUGAACGAAAACCCGAAGCUGGUCUCGGACACGAAUAACUCUCGCGCCGGCGCAAGCCGCAAGACCUAUUCCCUCUGCAACGAGUGCGCGACAUCGACGGCCCCUCGCCCAAACGCACCUUCAUGUCCGAACAGAGCGAUGAUGCUGUGCCGCCCAGCUCUGUGCCCCUCGCGCCCUCCACGGACAGUUCAGCGGAUCCCAACCCCCCAGCAGCGCCCAUAGCCACGCCUGCCAAUGAGGCCGACGAAGAACCGCUCAGCGGAUUCGACGAUGCGCGGCGUAUCGUGAGGCUGCUCCAGUGCGCGCAAUGCUCCUUGCCACUUCGCGAACCUAUGACGCUGUCGUGUGGCAAUUCGCUGUGCAAACAGUGUCUGCCAGAGAUACAUACGCGGCAGAACAUAACGUAUCCAGCGACCGCGGCGCGGAUGCAAGGGAUCGAUUGCCCGUUUCCGGAUUGUAUGAGGAGCCACGCGCUGGGGGAUUGUAGCAUGGAUGUUACGCUGUCAAAAGUUGUAGCCCAGGCUAAAAACUCCAUGGACGAGUUUCGACCCGUCAUAGGCGAGGCGCCGAUACUGCUCGAGGAGAAGGAUGAAUGGGCAGCUGCCGGAAUAGCGAGUCUCAGCGGCAAAUCACCGAGAAGUAGAGCUUUGCCAGGUGGCCGGCUAAUAGCAACAUAUAGGAUGGUAGAGUUGGGCGAGCUCGCCCACGACGCGGAAGUCGCAUAUAAACCCCUCUCCGGCGCGACAGGAGACUCCAAAGACCUCGACGCAACGACCCUGGAAGCAGUCAAGGAAAAGAUCCGCAGCGAGUUCGACUGCCAGAUCUGCUACGCCAUCUAUCUAGAUCCCCUCACCACGACCUGCGGCCACACAUUCUGCCGCAAAUGCCUCCAGCGCGUUCUAGACCACUCCUCGUACUGCCCAAUCUGCCGCCGCCUCCUUGACCUAUCCCACACCAUAUCUCCCACCCAAUACCCCUCCAACGCGCGCCUCGCUUCCCUCCUCGCUGGCCUCUGGCCCUCCCUCCUCACUGCGCGCCGCGCCCUCUUCGCAACAGAAGAAUCCCCCUCCCCACCCGACCUCAACCUCCCCCUCUUCAUUUGCACUAUCUCUUUUCCCACUAUGCCCACCUUCCUCCAUGUCUUCGAGCCCCGCUACCGCCUCAUGAUGCGCCGCGUCCUCGACUCAGACCGCCGCUUUGGCAUGCUCCUGCAUAACCCCGAACAGAUCCCCCAGCCCGGCCUCGCCACCACGCCCCUUUUCUUCGAAUAUGGCACCCUCCUCCAUAUCGUCAGCGCUCAGCUCCUGCCCGAUGGGCGAAGCCUCAUCGAAACAGUCGGUAUCUCGCUCUUCCGCGUCCUCCGCCAUGGCGUCCGAGACGGCUACCUAGUUGGUAGCGUGGAGCGCGUCGAGGAUCUCCCUCUGGCUGACGAAGAAGCCCUUGAGAUCGCCGACACCGCUAUCACUGUAGAUGCAGACGCAGAUGCAGGCGCGGACGUGGAUGCGAACCCAUUCGCCGCCCUCUCGACACAAGAUCUCAUGGCACUCUGCACGGCAUUUGUCCGCCGCAUGCGCGCGGCGUCUGCGCCAUGGAUGGAUGCACGCACGCUGCGCGUCUACGGGGAAUGUCCUACGAGUCCCGCGCAGUUUCCGUGGUGGUUCGCUAGUGUGCUACCGUUACCAGAAAGGGACAAGUAUGCAUUAUUGCAGACGACGAGUGUGCGGGAGCGGUUGAAGAUUUGCGCAGCGUGGGUGGAAAGGAUAGAGAGGGUGCCGGAGCCGAAUAGGAGUAGUAGCUGUGUGGUCAUUUGACUCGCGGUUGUGGGGAUUAUGACGGUGGUUUUAGGCGUCUGGGUUGCUCCAGAGGGGGCUUGAUGCAAGGCGAUGCGCUGCCUUCUCUGUGAUCGUCCAUUCGCCUCUUGCUGUUGCCGUCGAAUUCCCACAGCUGUGCGUCUUCGUGUAAAUAUUUGGCCGCAGACCAGGCCAGUCACAUACCGUUUAUCAUUGGUUGUUGUGGGAAAGUGUGUUAAAAACCUCUCAUACGUGGCAGGGUUAUUUGGGUUUGUUUGUGUUUAUAGCAUUGGAGUUUAUGUGUGCAUACUGGCGUUGGGAUGUAUUAUAUUUCGUGGUGGGCAUGAUAGCCAGAGUUUUUUGAGACCAGUAGCCACUGGAGCUGGGAGUCAAGGUGGUAUUAGGGCGUUAAUUUCACAUUUUACGGGACAGAGUUUUGUAUAGGGGCUGUAUACUGUGCCUGGCGGUGGCCAGGUUGUAUAUAUCGUGUAAGAUGGUAGAUGAUUAGAGUUGCAUCUACAUGCAUUCAUUAUUGUUUUACUGUACCCGCGGUGAAUAUUCCGAUAUAUCCAACGAGAAUGGUUUGUGGCUACAAUAUUCACAGUGUAUUUCACUGCGUAGCAAGUAAUCUGGAUUUAAUAUCGUUCUUGGUAUCUGCCUAUUGUAAUAUACAGUUGUGCAUCAUCAAACGCCAUAUCCAUCCGCCAUCUGCGUCAAGGAAUAUCCCUCUGGUAUAUAAUUCGGCGCCAAAGACCGUAUAUAGCCCUGAACUCCACUUCAUACGUGCUCUUAAAUGGCCAUUUCAGGACUAGAAUAUUCCUAAUAGAAGGUCUCGGCGACGUGUCGAUGUGCUGCUCUAAUCAUGAACACGUGAAACCGAAACACUGUAUAUCGUGUCCGAUGUCCGCAAAGGGACCGCAUAUCUUACAACUAGCUUUCGUCGUGGUGAUAGUAGCUAGCAUUGGACGUUCAUCUGUAUCCGCGGCCUCUCGCUCCACCACGUCCACCGCCCCGGUUGUAACCUCUCCCGCCGUCACGGUAAUUGCCCCUGUCACUCCUCCCGUCAACCAUGUUGUCGCUGUACAGCGGUUUCGGGGCUUCGUAUUGAUCCGUGUCCAUGCGAUCGUCCUCGAAUCCGUAUGAGCCAUCCACAACUUCAUUUCUGCUGCUGCCACGGUUGCGUUGAUUGUAGUGAUCGGAGUCCGCAGGGCGCGUAGGCCUGGCGUUGUUGCGGUCAGCGCGAGGGCCG